Prosopis cineraria is the source of this 2506-nucleotide messenger RNA. Its product is annotated as subtilisin inhibitor CLSI-I-like. Lineage: Eukaryota; Viridiplantae; Streptophyta; Magnoliopsida; Fabales; Fabaceae. Gene Ontology annotation, cellular component: cytoplasm. The transcript has 2 exons. The record is from RefSeq and is a predicted model, not a curated record. Bases 1585 to 2205 code for a protein of 206 amino acids. Gene Ontology annotation, biological process: response to wounding; protein stabilization. Gene Ontology annotation, molecular function: adenyl-nucleotide exchange factor activity; serine-type endopeptidase inhibitor activity; protein-folding chaperone binding.
UCACAUCAACAGUGAGAUUUGAUUCUAUGACUUUGUAGGUUAUGAGUCAAAUCUUUAUUAACUGGACUAACUUUGUGGGUUUGAAGACAUUUAUUCUCACUCGUAUAGUCAUUAAGAUUCAUUUGAACUAGGAUUUUCAAAUUAAUUAAAAAUUGUACUUCCCCACUUUCUUUCCUUGUCUUAGUUUUUGCUUCUUAUUGCUGCAUUGUUUUUUUUUUUUUCAAUGUUUUGUCCCGUCAAAUGCUGUAGGAAUACACACACAUGUAUAUAUUGUUUAGCUUAGAUGCUUAAUGAAGAUUCACUAUUAUGAAAAUGCUAUUACUUGGAUGAUUUUGAAAUACUCAACAAUGUCUACUGCAGUUCUCUCAUAUUAAGCUUUGUGAACUUCUUCACAUUUACCGAAGACUUUUUUUAUAAGCAGCCUUCUUUUUUUAGUUAUUCACCAAAGAACCACUUGCAGGAAGAGCGUGCAGAAAAGACAAAUCUAUUCAGCAUUAGAUUAGUAUUAUUUAGGUUUGAUAUAGUAACAAAAUUCGUCUAAUGGUCCUGAAAAGUUAUUAUUCUUUCAGGAUGAAGCUUUAUGAACUGGUGGAUCAAUCACGACUUGCUUUCAUUUUUCAUUUCUGGUACUGCGGUUUUGGUUUAAAAAUUCUUUGCAGGUCUAAUAUCAUUCUGUAUCGCACCAACCAAUUAAAAUGGUCCAGAGAAUCAACUGUUUCUCGCUUGAGUUCAGUUAAGGAUUCAAAUUGGGCAAUGAUAUUGAUGUCAACGCAAUGUCACUAUCUUAUAUUGCCUUCUUUUAACUCUUUCAAUCUAUAUUCAAUUUUUGACCAAAGUUUUAAGAAGGUUGGAGAUCUAAGGUUUCUUUUAAUAUAAUAUAUCUACAUUUUCUUUCCAACUAACCACUAUAGGAUAUUAUAUUAUAAUAAGCUAGGUUGGAGAUCUAAGGUUUCUUUCCAUAUAAUCAUGUUCCACCGCUUUUUAUCCAAUUAAGUAUUACCUCUGGCCUCCAUCUACUCACCCCUCUUUUCCUAAUAGAUGCCACUAAAUAGAUAUCAAAUUUGUCAUAAAUUCUUUUAUUAGUUGUUAGGACACGUGAUGAGUAUUGAAAUGCAUGGACAGUCAGUAGGUUUUUUUUUCUAGAUGAUUUAUCAUCAUUUUAUUUAUUUUAUCCCAUAUCUGUAUGUGUGGAAUAUGGGGAUGCAUUUUUUCUUAGAAUUUUAUGAAUAGAUGUGAAUUUGAUAUUCUUUUCUAUGGUAAAUGGCAUUACCUAUCAAAUACUGCUUCUCAAAAGUGUAGUAAGUUCCUUUUUUAGGCUUUCAUAUGGCAUUAGGUUUGCUCUCAUUGGCUUCAAAAGCCUAAAAGUCAGUUUUAUCACCUUUCUUCACCUAUGUUGAGUGCAGAGCAUUAUCGUUGAUAGAUUAGGUUCUCUUAAGGAGAUGAACUUCAAGCCUUCUAGCUACAAUGGCAAUGCAUGUCCAGACAAAAAUGAGGAGACCAUUGACUCUGGAAUGAGAGUUGUAAUUCAAGAUUUGGAGCAGUUAACUUUUCUUGAGAACGGGGAGUUUGAACUUCGAGGUUCAGAUGAGGCUAUGGAUCCAAGCCCUAGUGACUGGUGAGGCUUUGGUGAGGAGAAGAGGGAAGCGCUUAGAUGCCGGACCUCAAAUUGAGGGAGAUCUUCAAGGGGAAGUCAGCCAUGAGAUAUCUCAACUCCCCAGGCAAACUGAAACAGGGAAUAGCGAGACUCUUGUUAAUGGUAGUUUCUCUUUUCACGAAUUCAAUCACUUCCUGCCCGUGCCUCAACCUCUGGAGACUCUCACAAACGCCAAUGUCGGGGAGAUCCUGCGGCUCAUCUUACUUUCGCCAGCUGGUACAAGAGCUUCUGCAGGUGAUGACUCCACAAUCGUGGCAAAAAGUGUAGCUAUGUUGUGUGAACUAGACGAUAAAGCCAACAAAUUAAUGGAGAUAGCCUUCAACAAAUAUCCCAACCUAAUGAUCAUUAGGUCUGAUAGAAGGAAGACCUUUAUCCGUUGGAUGUUUUGCUCUUUGUCCAAUCUGCUUCAAUUACAUCUCCCUGCACCUUGGACGAGCGGAAGACCAGCGAGAUUGAAGUUGUGCUUGGAGAGCUUGAAACUUUUGGCUUUGAUGCUAGGUUCAUUGAUGAGAUGCGCUUGCAGGAGAGUGAGGUUUGGGAGACUCAGUUAGCUGUAGACGCUUCAGGGUUGAAGACAUUGUGCACAAAAGCAGAAGAUCUUAACCAAGAGAUUGCUGGCACGAAGCGUAGUUUAGCGGCUGCCAAAGCUUGAGGUUGCACGGUUUGAAAACAGAAUAAACAAUGUGUGUGAAUUGGCAGUAGGGAAUCGCACUCCUAUAUUUAAAUGGGUUGAAUAAGAUAAGGGAUUGGCUGGCAUUUGGGUGUUUAGUCUCAUGCACGUAGAACCCACAAUUAUAUUUUAACCUUAUUUAUAUAAAACAAGAUUUCGGAGGUGUUUUGCUCCAAAAAAAA